Molecule: messenger RNA, 12150 nt
Organism: Cataglyphis hispanica
Lineage: Eukaryota; Metazoa; Arthropoda; Insecta; Hymenoptera; Formicidae
Product: neo-calmodulin-like
Exons: 9
Coding region: 1002-1826 (274 amino acids)
Cellular component (GO): myosin II complex
Molecular function (GO): enzyme regulator activity; calcium ion binding
Source: RefSeq, a predicted model, not a curated record
GAUUGAUAAAGGCACCUUGCAACCAUCUCUGUGCAAACUCGCGAGAGCGGUGUGUACGGCAACGGCACUGUCUGUGUGUGUGUGUGUGUGUGUGUGUAUAACAAAGGGGCGCGUAAUCACACUACGUCACGGCGGGGCAAAUGUUCCCGACGAGCUUUCGCGAGAUCCCGCCACCGAGCAGCAAACCCGAAAAGAACCGCUGCUGGCAGGAACGUGACGACGCCCCGGCAUCCUCGCCGGUCCGCUUCCGGUACGGAUACCGGCCGGACGAUCGCCGUCGCGAUGAAGUGAGCGAUCCGUCGUCGGAUUUGUCAACUUCCGUAACGAUGUAUCGCGAUUAUUGGCUGUGCUCACAUACAAACGUAUAAAAAAAAAAAUAAAUAAAUAAACGACAGUGUUCAACGACGUUCUGCUUCGUCUUCGAUCGAUCUCUAAACAAUCUCUUCGUUCGACGAGAGAUACCGGAAGCAGAAGUUGACAGAGAAGAGAGAGAGAGAGAGAGAGAGAGAGAGAGUAAAUAACGUUAAAGGGAAUAGAUUGAGGUCGACAGACAAGGCUGCGACAACGAGACGACUACGAGAACGAGAACGAGGAUAACGACGACGAUGACGAUACGAUAGACGGUUAGUUAAACGAUAUUGAUAAGAGUCGCGAUAGAAGGAAUAGUGCAAUCGCGACAUAUAGCACGUUGGUAGUCUCCGCAUAUAUAAAUUAUCCCCCAUAUACAUAGAGGUAUAUAUAGCGCACAAAUAUAUACAUACAAAACAAACAUUUGUAAAUAUCGCGAUACGCAUACAUAACAAUAAAUAAAUUCGCUCACACGGGCGUGUCGAUCGACAAGCAAUAACAGCAAUAAAGAGAACAUUGUUAUCUCGUGUUAUACACUGUCGGUUCAGUGAUUCUUGUUACACUGUGUUCGAAAGAGCUUGUUAAUUGUUAAACCGCUCGACGAGUUAUUCAAUUAUUUCACACGAGGACCGAAAGAGUACAUCGACGACAAGAUGGCGUUCGCCGCGGCGAGGAUGAUCCUCAAGGACAAGCGCAGGAAAGCCAGCAAGGAAGACUUCGCACCGCGAAAUCGGAGCAAGGCUCGCAGCGCCAGUACAAGUAGCUUUAGAAGCCUGAGCCAGGCACGCAACAAACCGGCGGAUGGUGUGGGUCAUGUAAACCAAAAAGGUGCUUCUGGUCAGAAGACGCCAGUAGCUGGACAAAAGGUCGCACCAGGCACUAAGGUCGCGGCGAAGCCGGCCCAGAAACCGACAGCUCAGAAAGGGCAAGUGAAAGUGACACCCAAGGCGGCCUCCGUAAAGACCGGCAAGAACAAGAAGAAGGGACAGCGGCAACAGUACGAUCUCAUCGUUACCAUCAAUCUGUCCGAGUAUGGGCUGACAGAAGAUCAGGUAGCAGAAUUCAAAGAGGCAUUCAUGCUCUUCGACAAAGAUGAGGACGGUACGAUUACGAUGGCGGAAUUAGGGGUUGUCAUGCGAUCUCUCGGUCAAAGACCGUCGGAAACGGAACUGCGCGACAUGGUGAACGAGGUGGAUCAAGAUGGAAACGGUACCAUCGAAUUUAAUGAGUUUCUUCAAAUGAUGUCGAAGAAGAUGAAGGGUGCCGAUGGGGAGGACGAACUUCGCGAAGCGUUCCGAGUGUUCGAUAAGAACAACGAUGGAUUAAUCUCCUCCAAAGAACUCCGACACGUAAUGACAAAUCUCGGUGAGAAGCUGUCCGAGGAGGAGGUCGACGACAUGAUUAAGGAAGCGGAUCUGGACGGCGAUGGAAUGGUCAAUUACGAGGAAUUCGUGACGAUCCUAACGUCGAAAAAUUAGUUCGGAGAUCGAAGGAAGGUAAACUCGCAUUCGGAGAUACCAAAAAUACCAAAAGAUCUCCGACAGAGGAGGGAUAAACAGAUCCCCCGCCCAAGUUCCUUGACUUCCCGGAAUCGUGACGAGAGGUCGUUUCACGCCUCGUAAAGCUGCAAAAUCCAAGGUGCUGGGGAGAGAAGUCAAAAGCUCGAUCCACCCGAUCGAGCGUCAACCGCGAUGUGCGACGCCGUGAAAUUGCUGAAAAUGCGAGAAUUGCGAGAGAAGGCGCACCGAUUUUAUCACGAUACAGCUUUGAGGGAUAAGUGCCGAUGAUUUCGAGCGUAAGUAGCGCCAGUAGAAAACUUGAAAGUCUUUGGAUCACUCUCGGGAGAUUACACGAAUUAAUUAUCGCGAAUACGCCUUUGACUUUGGUCGAAAAACCAAAGAGGAGAGACUUACUUCCCCGAAUUGCAUACGCAUUAUAUAAACAUAUAUAUGGACACACACCACGCGCUCCUUCGGACUCAUUUUAAACAUGAAUCGUAGGGACAUAACGAUAAUUACGCGUAUUAUUACACGGUAAAUAAAGCAGUUAUAUCAAAAGGAGAAGACGAUAGGGAAGGGGGAAGGAGGGGAGGAGUGACCUGUCGCCACCCGGAACAAUCAAUCGAGCUUUGUUUAGACUUUUACGUACUAAUCUUUAUCUCCCCUUUUACGAAGCGAUUUAGGAAUUAACUAGCUUUCCAUGCCCCUUUGAAUGCUCUCGCGAGAAAGGAGUAUAUUAGUAUAUGUACACGAUAUGUUUACAUAAUACAUAUAUAUACAUAUUAUUAUUAUACGAUAUUCCCCUUUAUUUUGCGUUGCGCACGUUUCCUUGAAACGCAACGCUCACGAAAGGUACUUCGAGCGUUUUUACCGCUUGUAUUAUACGCAAAUGUGCGUAAUUCAAAAAGUAGUGAUACACACAUAAACACACUCUCUCAUUUGAUCAUCGUUUGUUCGAUUCUUAGUAAUUUUAGAGCAGGCACGCCGACAACAUACUGACGAAUAAUUAACUCUUCUGCUUUGACACGUAACGUGAAUAUGUUUCCGUCGAUCAUCGUGAUGCCAUGUUCUGUAAUCGGUGAUGAGUGCCCUGGUUGAAAAAGUGCUUCGGAAAAAAAAGCUGAGCGCGCUAAUUGUAUUUAAAUAAAUUAUUACGAUAAUCUCGCGAAGGAAUAGCUCACUAUCUAUCCACGAGGUUCAAGAAAGUGUCCGAAAGUGUCCUUGAUUAUCGAUGGGUUACUGGAAGGAGAAUAAUUUAACAAAUCAUCCGGAUUUAUCCGUAGAUCCAUCGGUGAUAAAUUAGAUGGAAUUAAUGUUGCGAUAAUUCUGACAAUCGCUAGUUACAUCCUCAGUGACUAUAGUUGCCCUAGUGGGAUGAUUAUUGGCUGGUAUCUAUAGUUAGAGAGUAUGUGGCGGUGGAGUUUUUGAUAUAAAGAAAGAAAGAAAAAACUCUACGGGAACAAUUCAACCAGGGUGAUUAACGCGACGUUCGUUCCUUCAUUCUGCAUUCGUCGAUCCUCUAUGAGACGGAAAAGGAGGAUUGCCAACGAUACGAAAGAACAAAAUAGAUGUGGCAACGAAACGUGUUUCCGCUGUCACACAAUCAGUAUCGCCCGUUGCAACGUCGAUGACCCCGAUCCAGAAGCGUGUAUACACGCAUUACGUUAUACGGUAUGUACCUUUACAUAGAGACGAGUUGAGAAAAAAAAAAAAAAACACACCCACGAAUCCUUCACACACACACACGCGACAUAGAUGGUAGUACUUAGCGAUUAUAAUGACAGAUACAAAAAGGAAGUAGCCGUACAAGAGUAAAACGGCGGAACUGUACACGUGUGGAUUGUUGUAUACAUAUACUAUACGUAAUGAUGUGUUACUACCACAAGAAAAAAAAACCACAUGGAAAGAAUACGUUGUAGAUAAUUAUAUACACAUGUUCUGUAUACAUAUAUAUUUAAUACAUUGUACAUAUGUCCUCUCUCCGUCACCCGCGCUCCAUACACAUACACGCACGUAAGUCCCCGGCUCGGCACGAAGCGGAGAAACUAAGGACACGUAGAUUGGGAUAGCGCGAGAGUCGUGUGGCUGGACGGAGAGAUCGAAGUAACGAAAAUGUAUAAUAACAACAGCGCAUCGCUUACGUACUAUCAAUCGGAGUAAUUCUGUUUCGUUUUUCGCACGCGUAAUAAUAUUUUAUAAUAUUACAUAUAAAUUUUUUAUUGCUUAUUCGUACAUGUCGUUUUGUAUAUGAUUUUUUUUGCGAUGUGUUAUAUAUUGACCAUGAUUUGUGAAUAUUUGUAUAAAAUUGGAUUGUAGACAAAAAUGUUUAUGUAUUUGUCAUAUGUGUUUUAAGUUAAUAUUUAAUAAUAUAAAAAUCAUUGUUUAUUUCUCUAUUUGAAGAGAUAACAUAAUUGAACAUGUAUAUAUAUGGAAAUAAUUUAUUAUUUUCUCUUCGAAAUAUUUUGUCGAUUUUCUGUAAAUGUUCACAAAAUGAUAUUAUUAUACUAUUAUAGUUGUGAAGAAGGAUAUUUAAACUGAUAAUAGAACAGUGAUAGGAUUUUUAGAUAAGUUAUUUUUACAAUUUAAAUGCACCCUGUUACACAAUUACAAUUCAUUUAGAUUGCUUUUUUAUACGAGUAAAAGUAUAUGAAAAAUAUUAGCAAAAUAUGAAAAUUUAUGCUAAAAAAUUUUAAAGAAGAAAAAUAAUUAGAUUAAUUAUAUCUUAAAUUUCUACUUAUGUAUUUAAAUAUUAUCGUGGAAUAACUCGGAUUAACAUAGUGAAACGUAACGCAAAGGUAACAUUUUCAACGAGAAUAUAAAUUCGUGUAUCUUUUUCUUUCCAAUCAUAUUAAAUGUUCCUCUUCUCGUUUGAAUUUUCUCGCACAUCGAUUCAUAAUUUUUUUUUUUUUUUAUUUACAUUUGUCAUUUUUCGAAUCAUUCACUUGAAUUUGAAUGUCGUGACGUAAAGUUGUUGGAAAACCACUUAUUCCGAUUGACUGUACGUGUAUGCGCUAUGAAAGAUAUAUAAAAUGAAAAAAAAAAAGAAAAGUCCUUUACGUAGGAUAUUGGAUGAAAUCGCGCGUGUUUCGAGAUCCGAGCAACUCGAUCACUUUUCUUUCCAAGUAUGAGUGAAAUGUGGGAGAUGGUUGUGGCUUGAAACGCUCGUCGGACGAAACAGUAAUUUGCAGGUGCACAGAGAUAGACAAUAAUUCUGUUGCUCUCUAAUUUGAUUAAACGACAAUUGACGACGAACUUAUCAGAUUACUCAAUCCGGACUUCAUCUCGAAUGGGAUGGCACAAUAGCGAUGAGAGUUCAGAAUCGUCGCGAGAAUGUCCUUGACGUUAAAUAAUUACUUGUAUAUAAGACGCGUAACGCACGAUCAACGCAUCGCACAUUACUUUCGCAGGCGAAAGCUGUGAUCUUUGAUAGAUCGAUUGAUUUUUCGAAUAAUGCCAGAGUGUGGACAGUCCUACUGCGAAAAUAGUCAAAGUCAAAUUUUGAAGUACGAUCCGUUUAGAUAAGAGAUAUGCAUAAAUUCGAUGAAUAAUAUCGACAUAAUGUACCUGUCUUAAAAUCUCAUUAGAAUUUGACUUAUAUUAUUUUCAGCUCGUAUCGCACCUCCGAUAGAAUACUGCCAUGAUACGUAAUCGAUGCAGACAUUCAUUUUUUUUUUUAUGCUCGAAAUACAUUAAUAUCAUUUGCAAGAAAAGUUUUAAUAAACUAUAUAGAGCGUAAAUUAAUAUCAUUAAUAAAGAAGAUUCGAUUAUGUUUGAUAAUUCCUAACAUAUCUAUACACUUUUUAUCAGUUUGAUGAAUUAUGGCACCGCUUCCGAAAGCUUUGAAAUUAUUUUGCUCUCAUGGCAGUCUUCUCCCAAUGGUGCAUUAUUUAAGUACGCUAAAGGGGAUACGGAAAAAACAGUACCUGUGUAAUCAACGUUGAAUUCGUUCACGGCGCGCGCUGGCGCGAUACGCAUACACACCAUAAAGCGCACUAAACUUGCAUCACGGAGACGCUUGAACGUAUACACGCGAAGAGAUAGUCGUGGUUUUUGACAAUAAUAUAUUUUUUUAACGCUUAUAUUCUCAGAGCGAGAUGUCCCAUCGCCGCGGUGUCAUUCUUUCCCCUUUACGAGUAAGCACCACGUUCCACGAUAGCGCUAUGUUAAUUAUGCUUCUUCAACUUAUCGAUGCUCGAGAUGAUCGAUUACGCUACUCGUCGGCGUUCGUAACGCUCCUCUCGUGUUCGAUCAACACGAUAACGAUAUGCGAGCGACUCGAAACACCGCGACCUGGAUAUAGUUAAGCGCGUGAACGAAUCAGAGCACGGCGAACGGCGAUAGAUAAGGGAGAAAGCUAAGCGGUUUGAUAAAUACGUCACAAAAAUAGCAAUGUAUAACGUCCUAACGACAAUAUUUCUAAUGGUUUAAUUGAGAGAAUUACACCGAAGAAGAGCAGAUAUAUACGCUGGUCCGCCCCUUCCAAAACAAAAAAAAGAUAAAAAAAACACGCAUUAAGUAUAUCAUGAAAGAAUGGUAUAUCUAUAUAAUCUGCGACAAUGAUAAGCUGCUGCACGUCGAUGACACGGUUCACCAAUCUGUUGUCGCAGCAUCAUCCACUUAGAUUUAGUAUUGUUUGUCCGCAUCUUUCCCUUAAAAAAAAAAAAAAAAAUGUUUACUGCGCUAAUAGUUCUUAUUUGUGAAUAAUGAUAUCCGUGAACAGAAGAAGCGAUUAAGUUAAUGCGAAAUAAAAUAAAGAACGGAGUUGUCAUGGUUCUUGAGGAUAAGUUUAGAAUUUAAUAAUCUGAAAAUUGCUCUUUUAUGAAAUGGAAAGAAGCUCUCCCAUUUCUCUUUGUAAUAUUAAUAUUAUACUAAUCACGAACGAAUAUAAUACGUAUGGAUUACAAACAGAAAAUAAUCAAACAAACUACGAGAUUAAAGUCAUUCUUGAUUAAAUGAUAUUUUACAUCUGAAAAUUAAAUUUAGGUUGAAUUUUACGAGACAUUCUUGUCUGUCUAAUUUCUCUUUUCUUUUUUUUUCCCUUAUAAUAUCGAAAUUGUGUGACGCAUGCAGAUAUAAGUACAAAAAAAAAAAAAAAAAAUGGUUGAUGUAAACAUGCAGUGAGUUUCUAUAUCAUAUGCAUAAUGAUAAGAGGAAUGAAUUGUUCGAUGAUACGAUAGCGCGUUAUCGCGAGAAUUGUGUCUAUACGCGUGAAAUGUAGCGUAUGGCUUUUUAGACCUUAAUUAAUAUUAAACAGUUUAUGUUGAUUGAGACGAAUUAAUAUCAACAAAAUCGAUAUUAUGUAGCAUAUUGGCAAGAGGAGUCGCGGUCAAUCAUUUUAUUGAUAAUAAAAACUGAUGAUGAUCCUAUAUUGUACCAUCGAUCACACAAUGCCAAUUGUUAUUAUUACGUGGUACAUAAACUGUUUCUAUCACACAUUCCUCUAAGUUGGCGGUUUAAAGCUCUUCACUCGGAAAUAAAGAGGGAAGAAUUCUUUCUCUCUCCCGUCCCAUUCCCCUUCGCGAUUACAUUAAUUCUGUUCAACGCGAGAAUCGAUUUCUCGACGAACUUUGAGAGAUAUUUAUUAUUAUAUUGUCACUUGUGUGCUCCACAAAGCAGAGAUAUUUUUAUAGAUUACUCCUUGCGCCAAAUCCUGCUGUGCAGCGUAAUACGAAUCAUAUGGCAUUGCGUUGCAAUGCGUUGCAUUGCACUGCAUUGUAUUACAUUUUGUAUAGGGUGUAUCGAAAGUCGCGCACUUUUUCUCUCAUUAGAGAUUGAAUUAAGAAGAUUGCCACGAGUUUUCGAAAAAAUCAAUGGAUGAACAUAUAGGAUAAAUUAAAAAUAAUAAAGUUUAUUUUUCUUUCAUCAGUUCUAGUUUUUGUACUUGAAUGGAAUUUUAAUUGAAUGUUAAGUACAUUUUUGCCAGAAAAUAUUUGAUAUAAAUUAUAAGAUUGAGAUAUCUAAAGAAUCUGAGAAAGUGUAAGAUGCUUGGGACACACCCUAUAUAUGUUACAUUGUAUUAUACUAUAUAUAUAUAUAUAUAUAUAUAUAUAUAUAUAUAUAUAUAUAUAUAUAUGCAUAAUACAAGUAGCAUAUAUUCUAUCAAAUUAUUUUGCGAGCUGGAAGCUCGGAUGCGACAAAUAUUGAUAUUGAUUGUUCGCAGGCCUGCCGUUAGUAGUAUCGCCUACGUACAGGAUGUCUUGGAAAUGGAAUUUUAAAUGCAUUUUUGCAAAUGGCAAUGCUGAAUCGAUCGAGGAGCAUAUGUGCAUUUUCGUUAUAUCCUUUAGGACACCCUGUACGUUUUAGUGUUGCCCUCCAGAAGUAAAGGUACGUGAGUCUUCCUUCUCCGACGUAUAAUUAAUCGAGACUCUUCUCCGUUAUUAUUCUACUCGCUUUUAUCGUCGAUCGCUGUCUGCGAGCCAGACAUUGAGCAAAGAACCGACAAGCUACCCGAUGCAGAUUAUAGAUAAAAAAUUGUAGAAAUUGUAGAAAUCUCGAGACUUCUUUAUAACGUUACUUGAUCAAAAAAUUAUUGACGUUUCGCUUCGUCCGACGUUUGGACGAAAUUGCGCGUUAUCUUGGUGAUAUCGUAGCGGCAUCGACUUAGCAGAGCGAAUUGGCUCUACUUGUUAUUUUUGUUAUUGGCACACAAUAUAGGGCUAGGCUUAAGGGACAAAUUUUCGCAAAAGAAAUUCUUGACUUUUUACGUUGAGAAUAGAAAUAUCUUAUAACUCGUGUUAAAAUAUACAUAUAAAACUGAGAUAAAAUUAUUUAAAUAAUUCUAUUUCAAAAUGUAAAUGAUUAAAAAUUAUAGAUAUUAAAGAUUAUAUAUAUUUAUAUUUAUUCGUUGUUAUUGAUCUAGAAAAUAUUUAUAAUAUAUAAAAAAAGCGCGAAUAAAAAUGCUAAAGAAUUUAAAGACAUUAUUCCCUUAAGCUUGAUCCUACUUUGAAACUGAUAAAUGUUUCCUGAUAAAUUUAUGAUACAAUAGCUUACUUUACAAAUUUAUUUUCAUCUCUUUACGAACAUGUAUGCUCAUGAAGCAGCACUGUUAUUUUCCGAUUUGCUAAGACAAGAUCGUAUAUAUUUAAUUUCAAGCCUUCGGAAUUUUAUCCGAUUUCGAAUCAAUAUUUCAAGCGCAAUCUAGGAAAAAACAAAAAAAAAACAAAAAAAAAACGAGAGCGACUUCGGAGCGUUUAGAAUCGCUUUGAGGAUGUUCGAAAUUCGCCUAAGCGUAGCAAGCAGGCACAAGGGUAUAUUAUCAGCUAGCUUAAUAUCAAAUAUACACGUUAAAAUAUCGCAAACACAUAAUAAUCAAAUUAUAUAUACAUACAUUGAUAGAUACAUGAAAGGGAGAACCUGAUUAUAUAUCUUAUAGAGAGAGAUGUACGAAUAUAAUUAAAACGAUAAUUGUUAUAUAAGUAAGUGUAAGUAAGUGUAACUAAAUUGUAACAAUUGCGAGGGCGGUCGCUUCUAAGCGACACGAUCUUCCGUUCAUUAAGGAUUAUGCGAUUUUCGUCGUACUAUACCGGUCCGACACCGCUUUCUUACGAUUUAUAGAGGGUAUGAUUGCAAAUAGGCAAAUUGUGGAAAAUCGUGUGCUUGGUAUGCAACAUUUUUAAACGCUACAUCCUUGUAGGUGUCGUUUGAGAAAUUGCGUCAUAUUUUUCUCCGCUUAUCAGCCGAUUAUUUUCCAGCAAAUCUCUUUCCACAUCGCGAAUCGCGAAAAUCGCAGUUUUUGUUGCGUUCAAUUUUACAUCACUUAAUAAUCAAGAGAAAAAGAGAGAAAGAAAGAGAAAAGAGAGAGAGAGAGAGAGAGAGAGAGACGAGCUUCGCGCAAUUAUAUUUGUAUAGCAUUGUUGUUUUUUUUUUUUUCUUUAAUAUUGUAGCUAAAUCUGUUUAUGAUUUGCGCCUAAAAACACACGCCACGCGAAAUUAAAUUAGGAUCGCGAGCAGGCAAUAAUCAUGUUAUAUCACAAAACCUGCGGUCAGGAAAUACGAUGAUGUUCAAACUUUCUAGUUGUAAUAAGAAAAUGUCUUUCAUUAACUCUGUUAAACGUUAUGGCGAGUAUAAGCCGUGUUGUUGGACGAGAGUAUGUACGUGUAUUUCCAUAUUCAGUCUAACUAACGAUAAGAAAAACGUCUUGAAAUCGAAACCGAUAUGGUUGCGGAUUCGAUCGUAGCUUCCAUGGAAGGAAAUCUCAAUUGCUUUUUGUCUUUCCAGAUAUCACACAGUUAUAUCUGAAAGUUACAUAUAAUUACUUGCAAUUAUUCAAAUAAUUUACGAUUUAAUAUAAUAUAUAAUUGAUUGAAUUAUCUCAAAUGAUAUUCCUAAUAGAAAAGAAAAUGGAAAAUCAAGAUCAUAACGGUAUAUUACUUCAGCUUUCUUUUUCUUUUAAAAUUGAUUGUUGGUGCUCUCUAGCUAAAGAAUGAUAAUGCUACAAGUAAUUUAGCAGUUGGAUUUUUUCCAUUGGAAAUAAUUAUGUCUAGAAUGAAGCCAGCAAAUCAAGAAUACAUGUCAAGGUAUGUUAUAUGUUUAGAGAUUAUAAUCGGAGUAUGUACGUGUAUUAACAAUAAGAGAAGAAUAAAGGGUGAAAUGGGAAAGGGAAACAAUAAAGGCGAAUAUGUUUACACAAGGGAGCUAUAUCGUGCUGUGAAUGAAAUAGGUAUAUUUUCAGAAAAAUCGAAGAAAGGCUAACGAGAUAAAACGUGUUUGUAAUGACUAAUUAUUGCAACGAGGAAUGUGUCCAUAACGUUAUUUUUCUAGAGCAAAUAUCAUAGUUUUUUGCGUUGUAUAUGGCGAAUACGUAUUCUCAAGCGACAAGCAGGCCUAAACGCAAUUUUUUAAGACGAUAGAUAAUUAAUGCGUGUACGAGCAUAUUUGGCAAUGAAAGCAUUGUUGUUAAUUUCGUACAAAUAGGUACUGUGUCGCGUAUUAUUAAAGUUAUAUCGCGCGAAUUAUACGUUUUCCACAGAUCGCGAGUGAUUUUUCUGAACAAUUUGGAAUUUUGUGUUGUUGCGAAUAUUCGAAGCAAAGUUUGCACUUAACAUUUAAGCAGUUGCGCGUUUUCAGUACAAUUAAUUCAGUAUAGUUAAAUUAGUUUUUUGAUACAAUUAGUGAUUUUUACUGACGAUGAAUUAAUUUUUAUUCGGAAUAUUUUUUCGAUUUGAUUGUGCUACGUGUAUGUUACUACUAUUGCAACAUGAUUAAUAAAUAGAAUAAGAUAAAUUAAAUUUGUUGCGACUGUUUAAGUGUUAAUAUGCGCAUUUCUGCACAAUAUUACAAGCAUUGCGCAUAAGAUAAUUCGCUGACCUUUAAUCGCCAUUUCGCAUUUAUAUUAUUAGGGAGUUAAUUUAUUAAUGAAAAAUAAAGGGCUAUCCGUAGAGAUUCAGUGUGUAUUAAAAAGGAUAAGAAAAUAAUAUCUAUUACUGUAUACAAUAAUAGAUAUUAUAAUUUUGAAAGCUGUGCAAAGUUAUAUGUGAAUGUAUCCAAUACAUAUGAUAAUGAAUUUUAAAUAACUAAAUUAUACAUAACUAGUCUAAUUUAUAUUUUUUUGCAAUAAUUUAAUGAUUAGUGAAAAAAUUUAUUCAAUAAAAAUAUUUUAUAAUAAUAAAUUAAUAAAGCAAACUAAUAGCAAAUUAAUAAUACAAACACAAAAUUUUACGCGAAUACACUCGAUAAUUUCUAAAAUUAUAUAUUUGUUUCAAUAAUCAAAAUUUAAUAAAAAAAAAUUCGCUGUAGUAAACUAAAGUAGUUAAGCGAUGAAGACUGGUUGUCAGAGUUUAUUCAAAAAAAUAUGAAUUAUACGAGUGUAAAUCAAAGAAAUAAUGUUACAGGAGAUGAAAUGUACACACAAGAAAGAAGGUGCGAUAGUGAUAUUUUAAUAAGAUUAAUAUCGAGAUUCUGAGAAACAAAAUUAUGUUAAAUAGAUAGAAUAAUGGUGCAAACAAAUUGAUUUUAUCAUUUUCAUUCAACGAACAUGAACAAAUGUUUAAUUAUUUUUUUAAUCUGUUUUUAACUGCGAGAUUUCAUGAUUUUUCACGUGAAUACUUUAUACUCGCGUUUCAUCCUAAAAUCAGGAGAAAAGUUAGAAAGAACAGGGAUUCAGAAAAGAGUACCGUAUAUCUGUGCGUGUAUGUGUGUGUGUGUUAUGUGAUGUUAUACGUACGCGACCAUGUUACGUGUUAACGUUAUAUAUUAUAAUAUUAAAACACGACAUAUAUAAAAAAAAGUGGUGAACACUGUGUACUGGUGAAAUGCAAUAUAUGUAUCGAGUUAUCCCUAUAAAUACAGCCAUUUUAUAAUAGA